Molecule: messenger RNA, 588 nt
Organism: Penicillium digitatum Pd1
Lineage: Eukaryota; Fungi; Ascomycota; Eurotiomycetes; Eurotiales; Aspergillaceae
Source: RefSeq, a predicted model, not a curated record
AUGAUUCUUUUUGAACAUCCCGGUUUCUUUGAUGGGAUUUAUAUAGCCGCACAUUCCUCGUGUCACAUCCAAGGCUCUCCAUUCAUGCUUUCAAUGCCAACCAAUUCAAAGAGCUCGCGCUCCUUGUGCUUAACGGUCACCUUAAUAAUUCCCUUUGCGUUCAUUUGGUGUCUUUACUCGUGGAGAAAAACACUCACCUUGGUCUCCAGGCCUAUGCCGGAAUCUUCCGACAUAACCAGCACUGGCAGCUCAGCCUCAAAAGCAGCGACUCCACCGUCAUAUUCGAAUAACGAUAAUCAUCUUAAAAAGUCAGCUGCACUCCUGUAUACGCUUCCAGGCAAGAUCUGGCAUUCCACCAAAGUUGAUUAUCUAUCUGAAAAUCAACGGGAAUGGACUGGCAGCUGGACAAAGAAAAACCCCUCUUUUCGACAAGAAAUGCUGACCGAUCGAUUGGCAGAAGUAUUCGUUCGCGCGCUCUACUUUAAAACUCGACCAGAUAUCGUCGAAAUCAAUGAAGCCCUUCCAAUCCCAAUCCUACCGGGGGAUUUGUUCCGUUACUUAGUUAUUCUCACCGAAGGCGGAAUGUGA